Lacerta agilis (Sand lizard) is the source of this 3933-nucleotide messenger RNA. RefSeq names its product Myb like, SWIRM and MPN domains 1 (gene MYSM1). Lineage: Eukaryota; Metazoa; Chordata; Lepidosauria; Squamata; Lacertidae. Gene Ontology annotation, cellular component: BRCA1-A complex; BRISC complex. Gene Ontology annotation, molecular function: metallopeptidase activity; polyubiquitin modification-dependent protein binding. The transcript has 20 exons. Gene Ontology annotation, biological process: double-strand break repair. The coding region runs from base 44 to 2512 and encodes 822 amino acids. The record is from RefSeq and is a predicted model, not a curated record.
CUUCCGGUGUCUGCGGCUGCAGCGUCGGCGGGCGGGUGUCGGCAUGGAGGCCGUGGAGGAGCUCGACGUGGACGUCGAGGGGGACGUAACGGCGGGGGGCGCCGGAGAAGCGGAGCCGGGAAGCUAUGAAAAUCCUUCAUCCAGCUUACUCCAAGAUCAUUACCUUGAUUCAACUUGGCGAACUGAUAUGGGUCUUCCAUGGAGUCUUGAUAGCACAAUUAGUGAAGAAAACAGGACUGCCAUUGAGAAGAUGUUGUUGGAAGAAGAAUACUAUCUGUCUAGCAAAUCCCUCCCAGAAAAAAUUUGGCAUGAACUGAAGGAAAGUGAUAAAAAGUGCACGAAAAGCCACAAGAAAGAAGCAAAAGUAACGAUACGCUUACCUACAAAAUCAGCUAGUGGAUCGCUGAAGUGGACAGUGAAAGAAAAAGAACUAUUUGAACAAGGACUGGCUAAAUUUGGCAGAAGAUGGACAAAAAUUGCCAUGAUGAUUGGAAGUCGCAAUGUUCUCCAAGUAAAGAGCUUUGCCAGGCAGUACUUUAAGAACAAGGCAAAAACGGAUGGCUCAGAAAAAGUGGAACUGCAGCAGUAUGUCAAUGUUCCUCUUCCCAGCGUCAGUCAGGAUGAUGAAGGGAAGGUGGUGUCAUGGGCACUCUUAAGAGGUCGGGCAGACCCUAAUCUAAAUGCAGUGAAAAUUGAAAAAUUAUCAGAUGAUGAGGAAGUAGACAUUACAGAUGAGGUGGGUGAGCUACUUUGCAAUGUACCUCAGCAAGAAGCUGGAAAGUCUGAUUUAUUAGAUAUUCCAAAAAGUCCAUCAGGAGAGAGCAGUUGGACAGAGCCUAUCUUGGAUUCUGCUGGACACAUGCCUUCAGUUCUGUUAACAUCAAGAUACAUUCCAAAGCCAGAGCAGAGCACAGUUGAGAGUCUAGAGACUGCAAUGUCAUGCUCCGAGAACAGUGGUCAUGGAGCCAUGCUUUCAGAAAAUCAGAAAUGUGAUGGGAAAGGAAUUUCUGAUGAUACCGAUUGGUUUCCUAAUCCAGAGAAUUGCAGAGAACAGAGAGACUUCACUGAAAACAGUCUUCUUUUCCAUCCUUCCAACCAACUGGAAGAGGAGAAUCAGAUAGAUGCAGAGGAGCUCAAGCCACCAGAUCAAGAAGUAGAAAUAGAUAGACAGACUGUACUAGAAGAAGAAAAGCAGGCAAUACCAGAAUUUUUUGUGGGACGACAAGCCAAAACACCUGAGCGCUACCUGAAAAUUAGAAACUAUAUUUUGGAUCAGUGGGAAAGAAUCAAACCAAAAUAUCUGAACAAGACUUCAGUACGCCCAGGGCUGAAGAACUGUGGGGAUGUUAACUGUAUAGGACGGAUACACACAUACCUGGAGCUAAUAGGAGCAAUUAACUUUGGUUGUGAGCAGGCGAUAUAUAAUAGACCACAGCAAGUUGACAAAAUUCGACCUAGAGAAGGCAAAGACACCAUAGAAGCAUAUCAGCUUGUGCAGCGGCUACAGUCUAUGCGUACAAGGAGACGGCGCGUCAGAGACCCCUGGGGAAACUGGUGUGAUGCCAAAGAUUUGGAAGGACAGACUUUUGAGCACCUUUCUGCUGAGGAUCUAGCUAAGAGGAGAGAAGAGGAGAAGCUGAGACCACCGAAAGCAUCUAAAGGACAAAGGCAGUCCAAAAGUUCAUUUGAUCCCUUUCAGCUGAUCCCUUGCUGUUCCUUCACAGAAGAAAAACCAGAGCCAUUCCAAGUAACGGUAGCUGCAGAGGCACUUCUCAUAAUGGAUUUGCAUGCCCAUGUUUCAAUGGCAGAAGUAAUAGGACUGCUAGGUGGAAGAUACUCUGAAACUGAUGGAAUAGUUGAAAUUUGCGCAGCAGAACCGUGCAAUAGCCUCAGUACAGGAUUGCAGUGUGAAAUGGACCCAGUAUCUCAAACACAGGCAUCGGAGACACUUGCUGCUAGAGGUUACAGUAUUAUUGGGUGGUAUCAUUCUCACCCUGCCUUUGACCCUAAUCCUUCAAUACGAGAUAUUGAUACCCAGGCGAAAUACCAGAGCUAUUUCUCCAGAGGUGGGUCAAUGUUUGUUGGUGUGAUAAUAAGUCCUUAUAAUCGAAAUAACCCUCUUCCGCAUUCCCAGAUUACUUGUCUGGUAAUCAGUGAUGAGACCAGUCCUGAUGGAUCCUAUCGCCUGCCAUACAAGUUUGAAGUGGGACAGAUGUUGGAAGAACCUAAAUGGGAAUUAGUACUGGAAAAAACACGAUGGAUAAUUGAAAAAUACAGGAUGUCUCAUAGCUGGGUGCCCAUGGAUAAAAUCUUUCAUAGAGAUUCAGAUUUGACCUGUCUGCAGAAGUUGUUGGAGUGUAUGAGGAAGACUCUAGGCAAUGUGGCAAAUAGUUUCAUCGCUGAAGAAUUCCUGGCACAGCUAGAAAACCUAUUCCUUUCAACAUACAAUAAUGAGAAAUGGAAUAAUACUACUGAAGAAAAUAGCAUGUGUCCAAAUGACCUGCCAAUAUGAUAGUGCUGAAAAGAAUAAAUGCUCACUUUAUUAUAAAGUGUCCAUUCUUGAACGUGACAGCAUCCACUGCGGCUCAAGAAAAUGACUGUUACUGAAAGACAGUGUGAAACAAUCAUGACAAACUAUCUGAUCUCUGACGUAACUUCUAAUCUUCUGAAAUUAUGGUUGUGUUGGAAAGAGAUGAAUGAACUACUUUGUCAGCCCACCACCUGGAUAGAACAGUUGUGCCAUUUGUUGCCCCCAAUAGCUGAAGUGAUAGUGUUCUGCUUGCACCAAGAGCUAUUAGAAAUUUGAUGUUAACAUAAAUUAGCUAUAUUGCUUACCUUGUGCCAUUUUAGGGAACACCCCCGUGUUAUACAUUUCAGUGUCUAAUGUAUCUGCAAGCACAUUUUGUCCAGUGGAUAAACGGAGUUGUAUUGCAUAUUGCUGAAAUCAGGAAAGGAUGGGAAACCACUAGACAACAGUGAUAAGAUUUCUCACUCAGCCUUGAGUUCCUUACUUGAUGUGUGCCCAGCCCAUUCAAGAGGCUUACUGCUUUCAACAGAAGUCUGCAAUAGCAAAACAAUAUUGGACUAAAAUCCUUAAUAUCACAUUCUUCUGUCCAGAUUAAUUGUAUAGAUUUGCAGAGUUUGGGUGGCCUUGUUCAUUUCUCAAGAACUAGGGAAAGACGGCUGAGACUUUCCAAACAGAAAUUAAGACUUGUGCUUAAAACAUUCCCUUGACCCUUGAGUAUCGCAACUCAGAAUAUGUACUUAAUAUGAAAAGACAUACAAAGGAGUAAGAAAUUUUCUGAAGGAUUAUAAAACUUUAUUCUUGAAUCCCAGGUGGACUUUUUUAUUUUUACCCUGUGGAAGUUAUGGAUGAAUGUGCAACAUGUUCCACUUCAGCCCCUUUAGUUCAGUAUUAGAAUAUAUUUGACUCAGUAAUCAUCUGCAUGCAAGGGACCCUAUAUCAUAGUGCACUAGGUGUAUUUGCAUUGCUUUUGAAAUAUUACCUGCUACUUGACUCCUUAGACCAUUACGACUUCCAAGUUGCAUGUGAUACAAUGCCUCAUCUUCCCCAUUGAAAUUCUAUCAUAUUGCUAAAUAAUAUUUGGGAAUUCCUCUGGAUUGGAAUAUCCAAAACCAUAGUUUAUGUUUUACAGAGUUAUGUGAUAAUCAUAUUGCAGCUUCUAAAUUUUAUUGUUUACAUCCUUAUUGUAAUUCCUGCAUAUUGCAUAGGACAGCAAUGUAAAUAUUGUAUAUUUGUACAGAAGAGAAUUACUGGACUAUUUGACCCUCACAUAAAAGCACAAUACAGGUAUAUUUGCCCGUGGUGUCUUUAUCAGAAAUUGAGAAGGAUUUUAUCAUUAAAACAAUGCAAAGAACUCUUCUUGCUCACAUUGCCCCUUCAAUAAAUUGUGUGAAGAUGUUUCCAAUGUU